AUGGACCCAAUUAUUACAGAGAAUCCUGAUGGAACGAUCCAUGCCAUCUACUAUCUCUACCACCCUUCGAAAGCAGCAGGAUGGGCCUUCCUAGUACUCUUCGGCAUCCUUACAUUGGGUCACUUCGUAGCCAUGUUCCCUUUCCGGUCCAAAUUUGUGACACCACUGGUGAUCGGAGGGAUCAUGGAGACCUUUGGCUACUAUGGCAGAGCCUGGGCUGGCUCCAAAUCAGACAACAUAGGUCCCUGGGCACUACAAGCAUUGCUCAUUAUGUCCGCGCCACCAUUGAUCAGCGCAACGGUCUACAUGUCGUUCGGCCGUCUCAUAAGUGUGCUGGAAGAACAAGGAAACGCCUUGAUGAGGCCAAAGUGGAUCACGCCGGUGUUUCUCACGGGCGACAUCAUCGCAUUCAUCAGCCAAAUCGCUGGUGUCGGCCUUCAAACCACGACGAGCCAGAGCAUUCAGGCUACGGGCCAGAAAGUCGUCAUAGCCGGCUUGGUUUUCCAGCUGAUACUACUCCUGUGCUUUCUGGCCAACCUCGUGGUGUUCAACAAGCGCACGAACGAGAACCCAACGACGGUGUCGGAGAACCCGCAGCUCCCACGAUGGCGCCUACAGAUCCUGUCUCUGUGUAUCUCGACAGCUUGCAUCUGGGUCCGCAAUCUUGUCAGGAUCGCUGAGUAUGGUCAAGGUCCCAAAGGCAGCAUUGCAGCCCAUGAAGUCUUCCUCUACAUCUUUGAUGCUGUACCGAUGUGUGCAGUACUUACGUUACUCCUGGUCAUCCAUCCAGGUAGGUUCCUGCAGCGUGCGCGAAGGCUGAAGCCGGCGACUGUCACUACUCCUGACGAGCCGAAGAUAGAAGAGGAGUCUUCAAGAUUGGUGUGA
Messenger RNA from Recurvomyces mirabilis, 885 nucleotides. RefSeq lists its product as uncharacterized. The record is from RefSeq and is a predicted model, not a curated record. Gene Ontology annotation, cellular component: membrane. The transcript has 2 exons. Bases 1 to 885 code for a protein of 294 amino acids. Lineage: Eukaryota; Fungi; Ascomycota; Dothideomycetes; Mycosphaerellales; Teratosphaeriaceae.